GGCCGGCGCUCCCCCCAGUUGUUCGUUGGGCGCCGUUUCUGGUCUCUCAGACCAUGAAGGACGCGGCGAAGCCCGCCAACCCUCCGAGCGCGCGGUGCUCGUUCGCCUCCCACUGGUCCUCCGCCUGCGCGUGGACACGUCGAUGGCGUACACAAGACGCGAGAUGCUUUUCGACGCGGCCGCCGCGCGAGGUCGAAGGCGUGCGCCUUGAUGCCGGCCGGGUCGUCCGGGAAUCCGAGCUUCUCCAGCGCGCCGAGGAGGUCGACCUUGCCCACCAAAGCGCGCGCGGACCGCUUGAUCUUGGCCGUGUCGAGCUUGAAGAAGCCAGAGUACUGCGACGCGUACAGCACGAUGCCGCCGACGGCGCAGCUCUUCAGCACGCCCGUGGCGACGCCGAUGACGGCCCGCGAGCACACGCCGGCCACGAUGCCGACGGCGGCCGUCUGCGUGAGGUCCACUAAAUCUCCGUCCCAGCCCGGCACGAUCUUGCGGCCCUUGAGCAUGUCGAAGGGCGACGAUGCUGCAGCCUUGCCGCCGCCGCGGAGAUCAUACAUGCGAGGAGCAAGGCUGCUGCUGGGCACCGCUGUGGCUGGCAACCGCAUGGCUGCAGCCACUGAGAGUGAGACUGAGAGCGAGGCAAUAAACGUCGCUGAGCAGCGCAUUUUUGCUGGGAUGCGGACGAGCGGUGUGACAGGCACUGCGUGCAGUGUGUAGAGGCAAUUCUGCUGCGUCUAAGGCGUCAGAAUCCUCGAAAAACCUGAUUGGCUGCACCUGGG
This is a messenger RNA of Pelagomonas calceolata, 776 nucleotides long. Lineage: Eukaryota; Pelagophyceae; Pelagomonadales; Pelagomonadaceae. The record is from the annotation of a GenBank genome assembly.